CGGCCCCGUCCCGGUGGGCACCUCUCUUUUUUUCGGUGCCUCGCCGCCGCGCGUUUCCCGUCUUUCGUCCGCCUCGCCGGAGACGCUGAGAGACGAGAGAGCCAGAGAGAGAGAGAUCCGGCCGGCGGCGGUCGCAUUUUUACUCCUCUCCGCCGGAGAUCGCCCGAGAAUGGAUCGCGAAUUAGUCGCGUCACUCGUCCGGCACGGAUCCACGCCGUAGAAGGCAAUACCCGGAUCAGAUGUGAAUAUAGCAAAAAACGCGUCCUUCAAAUGGAGCGUGUUCUGAAGGCUGUACCGGCGGAUUUAAGAGUAAAAAUGGAGGCUCUUGUGCACGAUUUGACUUUGGCACUGGAGGAGAGCAGCAACAGUGCGAAUCUCAGGCGCAGAUGGGGCAUCCGGAGGAGGGCCCGUUCCACGGGGAAUAUUCGUAAGUCGGCUUUAAGCAUGAACAAACAUUCGGACGACAGCUCAUCUUCCAUUUGCGAGAUUCGCAUUCCAAAGACUGCCAACGUUUCGAAGUAUCAGUCCGACAGCGACGAUACCAAUCAGACCAAGCGCUUCGCACAUUUCCCGAAUUUGAAUAACGUCAGUAACAUCGAGAGCGACUCGGUGAACGAAAAUUUUGUGCCAAGAGCGAACACCCGACGCAAGAGGAAGUUCAAGAGAAUGGCGAUCGAUUCCGACUCCAACGCGUCCACUUCUCAAGCGGUGGCGAUCAUGUCGACUUCAACAUUCGGCGGGAAGAAACGUAUCUUUCGCGAUUGUAAAAAUAGAUACAGCGCUAUAUGGUGCGGAAAACGCAAGAGAUCGUGCAGGGAGCGUUCGAUAGACUGCGAGAUGAGGGUGUCUAAACCAACAAAAAAUGCAAAGCCAAAAAAUCGGGAUAAGAUGCAAGGCGAGGACACGGUGGAUUGCUCUCGUAUAUCCAGCUCCAGCAUUUCGUCCAGUGAUUCGGAGGCAGGUCUCAUUACAAACGACGAGGAUAGAGAAGGAGACGACGAGCAGUCGGAUUGGAUCGGAGAGUCGAGCUGGCGGGACGACGGAGAGAGCACGAGCGACGACAAAGCCACGGCGGACACGGCCUUCCAAAUGAUACUGCACGGCGAGCACUCGGUCGCGGAGGCGAAGAAGAACUACAGACAGAGAAUACAACGCAUCCGCGAGGGCCUGAGCGGCAGGGAGAUCCGCGCCGGGCGACGUCACGUCGACAACAAGCCCGGUUACUCCAUCAUAACGUCGGCCAAUGAGAAGGUCUCGCGAUUCCUGCAGGAUCCCACUCAGAGCGAGCUGAAGCUCCAUCCUAUGCGACAGCCCGAGCGCGAGAAGCUGCGUCGCCUCGCCAAUUUGUACAGCUUGAGCAUGAAGGGCGAUCAGAGCUGCCCGAUACUGUACAAGACGCGGCACACCACGCAGGCCGUCUGCGUGGACCAGGUGUCGUUGAACAGGCUCUCGGACUACAAGAGGCUGCGCAAAACACCGCCGAACUCGCCGAACUCGGACUCCGCGAUGCAGACCGAGGAGCCUCCUCAGAUCUCCGGCAUGAGUUUCAGUCCGCAAAUCGUAAAUCAAACGGAGAGCAACAUCGGCUCCGUACAAGCAAACGUAAAAACGUUGUCGUCGUUGGAAUGGGAAAGCGAGAGCAUGGACAUUGAAGUACAAGGGAAGCCAAAGUUUUCUGAUUUUGGACAUUCCAAAUCUAGUUAAAUAUAUAUAUAUAUAUAUAUACGUAAUACGUUAGAUAUAUACGUAUAUUAUCAUUGUUUUUUUCUGAAUGUGCAUAUGGGUGUGUGUACGUAUAUGCAAGUUUUCUGUACAGAUUCUUUACGUUAUUAGUAUUAGGAAAUGUUAAUAUUCGUAAUAAUCACAUGACACAAAGAGAUUCUACAAGAA
Wasmannia auropunctata (little fire ant) is the source of this 1890-nucleotide messenger RNA. RefSeq names its product G patch domain-containing protein 2-like. The record is from RefSeq and is a predicted model, not a curated record. Gene Ontology annotation, molecular function: nucleic acid binding. The coding region runs from base 271 to 1704 and encodes 477 amino acids. The transcript has 5 exons. Lineage: Eukaryota; Metazoa; Arthropoda; Insecta; Hymenoptera; Formicidae.